Molecule: messenger RNA, 297 nt
Organism: Puccinia triticina
Lineage: Eukaryota; Fungi; Basidiomycota; Pucciniomycetes; Pucciniales; Pucciniaceae
Exons: 3
Coding region: 1-297 (98 amino acids)
Source: RefSeq, a predicted model, not a curated record
AUGGUUAGUGACACUCUGUCGACAGAGGAGAUCGUUCAGUGUACCAGAAAAGCUCAGAUUGAUGGCACUCUGGCCGGGAUCGCGUCUGGCUUGGCAACCACGGCUAUCAGCACUCGAUUCAUCAAGCUACAACCCAAGAUUUAUUCGCUAAUAGGACUGAGCAGUGGGAUCUUGGUGGCUUAUUAUUAUUCAACUGCUGCGCUGGAAAAGAACCUGAAAACGAAAGAAUAUCAUAAGCGAAUGCUGAUAUCUUCGGAGUUGGAAGCUUUCAAAGAUGAACUACCGCUUAAAAACUGA